AUGUCGGUCCGGCCCCAACAGCAGCACCAGCACCAGCUCCAGCAUCAACAUCAACGUCAACAUCAGAGCAACCAUCCACUCCAACAUCAGACUGCUCCUGCGCCGGCAGCCCUGUUUGUGGGCAUGCCAAGCUCCGGCCCCGGGACCGUGUACGCAUCUACAUCGCCAAGCCUGCCGCAGCGCAUCGGCCUCCCCGAUGUGUCGGGCUCCGGCAUUGCCACCUCUGUUGCAUAUGGCUUACCUGUCAUCGGUUCCGGUAUACCCGUGCCGGUCGACGAUGUCAAGCCGGAUCCGGUGAGCAGUGACAGCUCUGUGGCGCUUGGGGAGCCGCUCAGGAAGAAACAGAAGCGGAACAAGCCUACCCUCUCGUGCUCGCAAUGCGUGGAGAGGAAAACAAAGUUGCGUCUCUGUCGUGCAAGCAAAUUCCGAACCUUGUGCCCGUUUGCUCACCUUGUGAAUGACAGAGAGACGCGAAGUAGCAGCAAUGGUCUUCGCAUGUUGAAGGCCCCUCGAAAGAAGAGACCAGAGCCCCCGGUAUCACCCGUGACUGCAAAAUCCGACUCGCGUCUCUCGGCGGCCGGUCAAAGCCCGCUCCACGGAUCAGUUGCGCUGUCAACUGGACUACUUUCCCACAUUCCGCACUCUCAUCCGACUGCUUCCAACAUCUUUGGAGUCGGAACCAGGCAUCCGUUUGAGAACACGUGGAGCUAUCACGGUGGCCUUCCCGAGGUCAUCUUCUGCAUACCGGAAAAGGUUCAGUGUGACAUACUGCUGACGACCUACUUUGACCGCGUGGAUCCCGUGUAUCCUAUGAUCCACCGGCAGACCUUUUACGCCGACUAUGAACAUUUCUUCUCGCUCAGCAAGGAAGAUAGAGACAAGACCGAUGCCGACUUUGUGGCCCUUGUGUGCGUCAUGCUGGCGCUGGCUAACCAGUUCCUGCCUGAUCUGUUCUCGCAGGCUGAGAGGAAGAACUCGGCAGAGUAUCUGGCAUCGGCCAGUAACCAGGCGCUCAGGGUAGGCAGCUACCUCAGCAGGGCAUCGAUAAGAUCCGUUCAAGCGAUGGUUUUGAUUACUUACUUUCUCAUCAACGACAACCAUGCUUCUGACGGAUGGGCCUUUGCCGGUGUGCUCAUGCGACAAGCGUAUGCGAUGGGGCUUCACCGCGACCCUAACCUGGUGGCACCAGAGGCCACCGUUUUUGAGAAGCAGCAGAGGAGGAAAGUUUGGCAGGCCGUGCUGCUACAGGACACGUUUCUCACUGUCCUUCUGUCGCUGCCACCGACAGCAACCCACACGGAUGUUAAUGUGGAGGACUUCUUGGAGGAUGAUUCUUCCAUUGCAUCGUCGAACCCACUCGACAAUGCAUACAUCAGGAGUUCCUGGUCGCUGGCCAACUUGGUACAGGAGGCCAUUUGUAGCCCACGUUCGCUCGACAUGCCGAUCUGCGCCACGGCACGGCACAAGAGCAAGCUUGUCGCGGACUUCAAAGCCGUGUACCGAUCGUUUCCAGAUACCUUCCGCAGCCUGGAUGCGGACGUCCUGUCCCAAAUGGCGCAGGGCCCCGUCAAUGGGCCACAGCGUGUGGUGCGACAAGCUUUGUUCCUCAACAGCAACUACUUCCAUAACCUGAUGCUUGUGCACGCCUCGGAGAGCCCCGACGUGCCGAUCAAUGCCAAGGGCGCACUAGAUGCUGCACACCAGGCAAUAUCGGCCUUCUUCAUCCUCUUUCAGGAGUUCGAGCUCGACGCCAGGGUGUGGUGGGUGUUUAAUCACCGGGCGUUCCUCGAAGCGUUGUGCAUCGGAGGAAUUUUACGGGAUGCUGAACGAAACACCGAGACUGGCGAGCAUGAAGAUGGGAGGACGAACAACGGGAACAUCAAGGAUCCGAUAUACACAAGGGCCAAGGAUGAUAUUAAUCGAAUGAUUGAAAUUAUGAAGAUAAUGGGGGAUGGUGAGAAUGGCUCAGAGGUUGCCAGGACAAGAGUUCAGGUCCUGAGUGAAUACCUAUAG
Molecule: messenger RNA, 2013 nt
Organism: Pyricularia pennisetigena
Lineage: Eukaryota; Fungi; Ascomycota; Sordariomycetes; Magnaporthales; Pyriculariaceae
Exons: 3
Coding region: 1-2013 (670 amino acids)
Biological process (GO): DNA-templated transcription
Cellular component (GO): nucleus
Molecular function (GO): zinc ion binding; DNA binding
Source: RefSeq, a predicted model, not a curated record